Messenger RNA from Trichechus manatus latirostris (Florida manatee), 1703 nucleotides. It is a transcript of the gene STX18, whose product is annotated as syntaxin 18. The coding region runs from base 39 to 1049 and encodes 336 amino acids. Lineage: Eukaryota; Metazoa; Chordata; Mammalia; Sirenia; Trichechidae. The record is from RefSeq and is a predicted model, not a curated record. The transcript is spliced from 11 exons. Gene Ontology annotation, cellular component: endoplasmic reticulum; membrane; SNARE complex. Gene Ontology annotation, molecular function: SNAP receptor activity. Gene Ontology annotation, biological process: retrograde vesicle-mediated transport, Golgi to endoplasmic reticulum; intracellular protein transport.
GUGGGCGGACCCCUUGGGGGCCGUGGGUGCGGGUCGCUAUGGCGGUGGACAUCACACUGCUGUUCCGGGCCAGCGUCAAGACGGUGAAGACGCGGAACAAGGCGCUGGGAGUGGCGGUGGGCGGCGGGGCCGAUGGCAGCCGCGACGAGCUGUUCCGCCGGAGCCCUCGGCCCAGGGGAGACUUCUCCGGCCGGGCCCGCGAAGUGGUCUCACACAUUGGCAAACUGAGGGAUUUUCUUCUGGAACACAGGAAAGAUUACAUUAAUGCUUAUAGCCAUAUCAUGUCUGAAUAUGGGAGGAUGACAGACACAGAACGAGAUCAGAUAGAUCAGGAUGCUCAGAUAUUCAUGAGGACCUGUUCGGAAGCCAUCCAGCAACUGAGAGCAGAAGCCCACAAGGAAAUACAUUCCCAGCAAGUAAAGGAGCACAGGAGUGCCGUCCUGGAUUUCAUUGAAGACUACUUGAAAAGAGUGUGUAAACUUUACUCAGAACAGAGAGCCAUCCGGGUGAAACGUGUGGUGGAUAAGAAAAGGCUAUCUAAGCUGGAACCAGAACCAAAUACAAAGACACGAGAGUCCAUAUCUUCUGAGACAGUUUCCCAGAAUCCUUCAAAAGAGUCUGAAGAAAAACCUGUCACUGAAGAAUAUCCAGUAGAAAAGAUCUUGCCCGACACACAGCCUGAAUUGGGGACCUGGGGAGACAGCAGAGGUGAAGAGGAACUAUCCCCAGAGGAGAUACAAACGUUUGAACAAGAGAAUCAGCGACUUAUUGGCCAAAUGAACAGCCUGUUUGAUGAAGUGAGGCAAAUUGAAGGAAAAGUGGUUGAAAUUUCCAGACUCCAAGAGAUAUUCACAGAAAAGGUUUUGCAACAGGAAGCCGAGAUUGACAACAUCCACCAGCUGGUGGUCGGGGCGACCGAGAACAUCAAGGAGGGCAAUGAAGACAUCAGAGAGGCCAUUAAGAACAACGCCGGCUUCCGUGUGUGGAUCCUCUUUUUCCUUGUCAUGUGCUCCUUCUCCUUGCUCUUCCUCGACUGGUACGACAGCUAGGCGGGGCAGGAGUGGCUGACGCCUCCCAACAGGUGUGUGCAGUGCCAGAACCUCUGCACGGCUGUUUCUGACAGCUGUGUGCUGUCUCUGGAAUCUCCAGCACCGGGCAAGGUUGUGACCUGUCAUAGAGUGGGGGUGGGGGGACGGGCUGAAACAGACACGUACCCUCACACACGGGGGACACCCAAAUCAGUGGUUGUACGCCUGCCCUGUCAGGAGCUGGGAAAGGAAACACCGCCCAUCGAAAGUGGUCUGUGUAGGAAUCAUAGAGCACGUCGGAUUAAAUGGGGGCAGUUGUUACCAAUUGCACCCAAACACGAGCCUGCCACAGAAGGGGGCUGCCCAAGUAGGGGUGCACAGCAGGCCUUGCGCUCCCCUGGAUUGCCUCAUAGGAGCUCUCUGGCUUCCCCACCCUCUAGUUCAGGAGGACCCCAGUGAAGACCUUGUCGUAAUAAAACGCUAAUGCCCUCCGUUUCCUUGUGGCUUCUCGCCUGAGUCAGUGGAUACAUGAGGAUACACACAGCACACGCACGGUACGCAUGUCGGAGGGAAGAAAUGCCACAGUCACCUUGUUAAUCUGGUUAGUACAACUGCGGCAACCCAACGUUCUGUUAACGCGUCCAGGUUCAGACGUCCGUCGCCGUCCGCCUCGUG